Messenger RNA from Populus nigra (black poplar), 2076 nucleotides. RefSeq names its product carotenoid 9,10(9',10')-cleavage dioxygenase-like. Gene Ontology annotation, molecular function: carotenoid dioxygenase activity. Gene Ontology annotation, biological process: carotene catabolic process. The record is from RefSeq and is a predicted model, not a curated record. Gene Ontology annotation, cellular component: chloroplast stroma. NCBI's taxonomy places the organism in Eukaryota, Viridiplantae, Streptophyta, Magnoliopsida, Malpighiales, Salicaceae. Bases 37 to 1854 code for a protein of 605 amino acids. The transcript has 13 exons.
CCUUGAAGGGAAACUAGUGGAGAGGGAGAGAGAAGGAUGACAUUUACAUCAACAAUGGCUUUUCAUGUGAAUUGCUCUGUACAAAGUCGGCCUUCUCCCUUCGAAAACAUCGAUCGUUUUAAGAAUAGGCUGUCUUCUUCUUACAAGCCAUUAUUGAAAGAGUUGCAGCAACUUCCCAUGCAACUUGAUGUUUCGAAAAGCAUAAGAAAUGCUUCUGUCAAACUCUUGGAUGCAUUUGUGGAUUCAUUAUUUCAGUUUGCUGACCAGCCCGUCCUCCCUUCUCAGAGUAACUUUGCGCCGGUUGAUGAACUGAACGAACCUCUUGCUAUCACCAGCAUUGAGGGCAAAGUCCCAUAUGAUUUUCCUGAAGGUGUCUACAUAAGAAACGGACCAAAUCCACUCUUUGGUGGUCUAAAAUCUACGAGUUCUGUAUUUGGAAAGACCGGUCAUAUGUGGAUCGAAGGAGAGGGAAUGCUUCACGCUUUGUGCUUCGAUAAAGAUAGUGAUGGUGAAACAUGGACGGUUCUGUACAAUAAUAGACAUGUUGAAACCGAAACAUACAAGAUUGAAAAACAAAGAGCCAAGCCAUCUUUUCUUCCGGCCAUUGAAGGCAGCCCGCCCGCCAUUUUGUUAGCGUACUUAUUAAAUAUGCUGCGAUUUAGAAAAGUCAACAAAGAUCUUAGCAACACCAAUGUUUUCGAGCAUUCAGGGAAGUUCUACUCAAUUGCUGAAAAUCACAUCCCUCAAGAGAUUGACAUCUUUUCCCUUCAGACUUUAGGCGAUUGGGAUAUCAAUGGAACUUGGCAUCGACCUUUCAACAGCCACCCAAAGAGAGCACCAGGUACUGGAGAGUUGGUUGUCUUUGGGGUGGAUGCGAUGAAACCUUUCAUGGAACUGGGAGUUGUUUCUGCUGAUGGAAAGAGACUCGUACAUAAGGUUGAUCUCAAGUUCAACAGAUGCACCCUUAGUCAUGACAUGGGGGUAACAGAGAGGUAUAAUGUGAUCAUGGAUUUUCCACUAACAAUAGAUAUACAGAGACUCAUCAAGGGAGGCCCGUUGAUAAAGUUUGAAAAAGAAGAAUAUGCAAGAAUCGGGAUUAUGCCCCGCUAUGGCAAUGCCGACUCAAUCCGUUGGUUCGAGGUCGUACCAAAUUGCACAUUUCACAUUCUUAACUGUUUCGAGGAAGGAGAUGAGGUUGUAGUGAGGGGAUGCAGGUCCCUUGAAUCAAUCAUAUCAGAAUCUUGCGAUGUGGAUUUGGACAAGUUUGAGUGGGUCUCCGGAAGACUUAGGAGCAAAGGACCCGUUGAACAAGAUGCUAAACAUUUCAAAAACGAUGAACUGUUGUUCUGCCGAUCUUAUGAAUGGAGACUAAACAUGGAAACCGGAGAGGUUAAAGAGAGAAACCUAACUGGAACUCAAUUAUCUAUCGAGUUUCCAAUGAUCAAUCCAAAUUUUAAUGGUGUAAAGAACAAAUUUGGCUACGCCCAAACUGUUCAUGGCUUGGCAAGUGCUACUUCAGGCAUGCCAAAAUUUGGAGGUCUAGCCAAGUUGUACUUUGAAGAGACUGCCAAUAGGGAAUGGGAGGAAUCUGAAGGGCAUAUAAAGGUGGAAUACCAUGAAUUCGAGGGAAACACCUUCUGCACUGGAGCUGCCUUUGUCCCGAAAGAAGGUGGGCUUGAAGAAGAUGAUGGCUGGAUCAUCACUUUUGUUCAUGAUGAAGACACCGAUACCUCCAAAGUUUAUAUAAUUGACACAAAGAAUUUCACGAGUGCGCCCGUUGCCAAAAUUACGUUGCCAUGUCGAGUCCCAUAUGGAUUUCAUGGAGCAUUUAUGCCAAUUCCAUCGCACAAGUAAUUGGACAAUAUUUCAUGGAAGCCCACAGUAAUCUCGUGGAGAAAUUAGCCGAAUUGACCGGAUCUUGGACGCAAUAUAUUAGAUAAAAACAAAAUUGUAGAAUUAUUUUCAGCAUAAUCUUACAAAACAACAUGUAAUAAAGUAAGUAUCAAAAAAAUUAGAACAAUGUUUAGAGUAUAUUUAAUUGAUUUUAGAUGAAAUAACAUAUAACCAUUAUCAUCA